AUGAAUACAUCUGAUAUUCAGUCAGCACAUAUUGCUACAGUACAAGCUAGUUUUCAAGGUUUUGAUGAGAAAGUGUUACUCGAAUUGGUUAGACUGAUACAGACAGCAAGAGCAAAUGAACUAUGCACGAUUAAGAGCCCAAAGAAAGACUUUGUUAUUCCGGCAAAGAAAACAUUUAAAGUUAACUGUCGAGCGAAUACUGGACCGGUAGAAGAAACUACACUUGUAUUGUUUGAACCGGACGAAUUAACGCCCUGGCCAGACGGUUUAUCGGUGCACGAAACGGUAACAACAGUGAAACAAGGCUCAACGUCUCAAGUAAAGAUAGAUGUGACUAAUACAACUAAUCAUGACAUUGUCGUGUGUAAACACACAGUAUUAGGAAGUCUUCAGUUAAUUAAAUCGAUUACACCUGUAGAAGUGAAGUUGGCAGAAAAGUCAAGCAAAGAGAAAGAACGAACAGUAACAGCCACACAAUCCCAAGUGAAUGCAAUGGCGAAAGAAACACGAGAAAGAGACAAUACAAAUGAUGACCAGUUUUUACCUGAAGUUGACCUUAGUGGAUUAACAGAACGUCAACGUCAAGUGGUUACUAACAUGUUGAAGGAAGAAUGUCACUCUUUUGCAAGAAAUGAUGAGGAUAUCGGUUAUAUCAAAGAUCUAGAACUAGAAAUAAAUUUGACAACAAACGAGCCAGUGCAAAAGAACUAUGUAUCGGAACUAUGAAUCUAUGUAUCUAUGUAUAAACAUGUAUGUAUGUAUAUAAUCUAUGUAUGUAUGUAUCUAUGUAUGUAUGUAUCUAUCUAUCUAUGAACUAUGAAUCUAUGUAUCUAUGUACUUGAACUAUGUAUCUAUGUACCAAGACCUCUCUAGCCGGAAGUAAAACAGUACAUUGAAGAUUUGUUAAAUAACGAAUUUAUAAGAGAGUCAAAAUCAGCUUAUUCAUCCCCAGUAGUAUGUAUUCGCAAAAAGGAUGGAACUCUGCGACUUUGUGUCGAUUAUAGAGAACUUAACCGUAAGACAGUGCGGUCAGUGCCAGAUAGGCAUCCUAUUCCGCGCGUCCAAGAAGCUCUCGAUAGUUUAGGUGGUAACGCUUGGUUUAGUGUAUUGGAUCAGGGUAAGGCGUAUCAUCAAGGAUUUGUGAAACCAUCCUGCCGACCAUUAACAGCAUUUGUGACACCCUGGGGGUUAUAUGAAUGGGUAAGAAUUCCAUUCUAUCUUAUGAACGCUCCAGCAAGUUUUCAGAGGUUCAUGGAACAGUGUUUAGGAGUAUUACGUGAUGAAAUUUCCAUUCCUUAUUUGGAUAAUGUGAGCGUAUUUAGUAGAACAUUCGACGAACAUGUCGAACACUUACGAACAGUUUUACGUCGCCUAAGAGAACACGGUGUCAAAUUAAAGCAAAGAAAAUGUAAAUUGUUCAAACGUGAAGUCACAUUCUUCGGUCGAGUAGUGUCGAAAGAUGGCUACAGAAUGGAUCCCGAGAACAUUAACGCAGUUGCGAGUCUAAAGAACAAUACUCCUCAUACAAUAGGAGAUCUGCGGAAAAUGCUUGGAUUACUCAGUUACUAUCGUCGUUAUGUACCCAAUUUCGCGCGAAAGGCUAAACCAUUAUACGACCUUGUUACACAAGCAGCAACAACAGACCCGUGUCAUGAUCAAGAGAAAGGUAACAAAAACACCAGAAAGAAAGGUCAAGUGCCAUCAUCAUUCAAAAUCGCGUGGACUGAGAUACAUCAGACUGUGUUAGAGAAACUCAUUGACCAUCUGAUAACACCUCCGGUUAUGGCAUAUCCAGAUUAUCAAAAACCCUACAUCGUGCACACUGAUGCCUCGAAAGACGGUCUAGGUGCUGUCUUAUACCAGGAACAGGAAGAGACAAUGCGAGUCAUUGCGUACGCCUCUCGGAGUCUGACGAAUGCAGAAAAGAACUAUCACCUCCAUGCAGGAAAAUUAGAAUUUCUGGCACUCAAAUGGGCAAUCACCGACCACUUCCGUGAUUAUUUAUAUUACGCGCCUGAAUUUACGGUUUAUACCGAUAACAAUCCAUUAACAUACGUUUUAACAUCUGCACGACUUAAUGCCACAGGCUUAAGAUGGAUUGGAGAACUGGCCGACUUUAAGUUCAACAUCCGUUAUCGUCCAGGAAAACUCAAUGGAGACGCCGAUGCAUUGUCCAGAAUGCCUAUGAAAAUUGACGAUUAUAUGAAAACAUGCAGCGAAGAGGUUAAUCGCGACGCUAGCUUUCCAAGCGACAGUUUGUGGAGCAAAAGUACAGGUCGAACAGUUUCAAACACCUUUGCUCUUUCCUCCUGA
Paramuricea clavata is the source of this 2313-nucleotide messenger RNA. The record is from the annotation of a GenBank genome assembly. Lineage: Eukaryota; Metazoa; Cnidaria; Anthozoa; Malacalcyonacea; Plexauridae.